GGAAGCGUAGGAGGCGUUAGCAAGUGUGCUGAUAGUGAGCGACAUGGCAGUAGCUCCAUGGCGGCGACGGCAAUGGACGAGGGCACGGUAACCGGCGCGAGUGCACGCGGCUUGGCGCUCACCACGACGACAGCAGCAACAACAAAAGACACACAUGAUAAUGCCGAUAGCACCAGCGGUGUUGGCAACGCAGCCAACAACAAUAGCGGCAGUAGCAGCAACAACACCAAUGCACGUUAUUUAAGCAAUCUCAGUGAUUGCCAGAAUGUGAGCAGCAGUGGCGGUGUUGGCGGCUCGGGACGCGGUGGUAGUAGCGAAUUGGGUGGCGCCACUUCCGUAGUCACGCCCACCAUAACCCACAUCAAACAGUCGCCGACGUCGCCAAGUCCGAUGAGCACUGGCGCUGCUGAGGCAACCACAGUUGUCUUACAGCAGCACCAACAACAGCAUCACCAUCGACAAUCAGACGAGUUAAUGUAUGGCGGUGCGAACGCGUCUGCUUCCGCAAUAGUUACACAUCCGCACUCGACAUUGUCAACGCUAGAUUUGGCACACCAGCAGCAGGUGCAUACGCAUGCGCAUGCGCAACAACAGCAUCAACUGCACCAGCAGCAGCAACAACAGCAACAAUCACAACACUUGCAAAGGCUUGGCAGCUUAAGCAACAUCAACACGUCGGCCACAAGCGCAGCAGCAGAUGCAGUUUCCAUCAGCCGUGGAAGUCUCGGUGUAGGCCCUAGCGCCAUUACUCAUCCCAGUUUGUUGACCGAGCGUCCACCACCACCGCCAUACCACAGCAGCAGCAGCAGCAACGCCGCCAUCAUGACUAGCAAAGUAUUCCAUGCGGGCUCCUGUGCUGCUACCAGCAUGGAAGCAAUUAGCGGCGAUGAGCCGCCCACCGCACGUCUCUCGGCUUACGAACAGUUUCUGAAACUUUCCGCGCACGAGUAUGGGACAACGACGUCGGUCGAUAAUGCUGCAGUGUUGAAUUUGAGUAACAUCGGCAAGGCGGCCGACAGCGAUCUGAUGCUGCGACAUGUUAAUGUGGCAGCAGCCAUGGCUGCCGCGGCGGUGGAAAGCGUCGGUGCGGUGGAGGGUAGCAGUGUUGUUGGCACUGAUGGUUGCAAGCGGAAUUAAUUUGUUGCGAUCGUUUUUGUUUUUGUGAGUAAGAAAAUUGCAUCGUUUACGAAAAUCGUUUUAAGGCAGCGUGACCGCAGGAAAGGACGCACUAUUUACCGAAGCGACAGACAUUAAUGUCUAAAAGCUUCACAUAAAGAGAGCAGUAUCCCUUGAAAUAACUGACAUUUCAGAGGUCCACCCCCAACCAAAUUAAGGAUUUUAUGAAGCCUCUUUAGAAGAGUUUUCAAUUCACUGCUUUUUGAAUUUUUUGUUUACCAAGUUUUUUACGACUUCCCUUACGACGAUAAGUAGCGUCUAGAUGAGAAUGAAAAAUUAGUUCCCUUUAUUCUCUUCAUAAAAAAAAAGAAGAUGGAGGAGAAUUUCCUACUAACAAAAAAAGGUUUACUGUACUUAAAGUUUCGUUUACAAAAAUUACCAUACUUGGUCUACUGCUUAAUGUAACGCAUUCGCGCAGUAUAUGCCAAACAGUUCCAGGCUCCAUUCUCUACGUCUCCCUAGGGCACCAUUCUCUACGUCUCCCUAAAAGAAUAUGGCCUUUAAGUAUCCCCAAGCAAAUGAUAUUUCCCUCCUUUUUACGAGAGAAGCUUCAACGAACUCUCCGUGUCCCACUUUGAUCACCUUAGCUUGGCGGAAAUAUUUUCUUCUUCAUUGCUGUCCAGCAAUCCAGUGCUCCAUUGUCGUGGAGAGAGACAAGGCGAUAAGCUGCAAGUGCAGCCACCAACUUCUUGCUUACACUCCACCGAGGUCAGGUUUUCUUCACCUCCUUCAUCAUGUUGUUGUCCACCAACGCGAGAGAGCCCUGAGACAGCACCUUCCUUAGCCAUGCUGUUUCGCUGAAGCUCUCGAUUCUACUAGGAAAAUUCUGCCACGAGCUUCAGACAUACAAACAUACAUUCGAGAGCAGUCUGGAAUGAAGAAUGGCUUUCAUAGGAUCAGGCGAUAUCCCAACGUUCGUUUAAAAAGGUAAAUAGAAGUCCUGCUCGUCGAAAUCGAAAAAAGUUUAUGAUCCUGAAAAUGGAAAACGCUGAUUAUAAUAUUUACUUACCCUUAAAUGUUUAUUUCAAAUUAUUUCGAAAUCGGUGUUUAAUAUUUUGUGCAAAAUUUUUUUUCGAGAUU
Molecule: messenger RNA, 2256 nt
Organism: Rhagoletis pomonella (apple maggot)
Lineage: Eukaryota; Metazoa; Arthropoda; Insecta; Diptera; Tephritidae
Product: AT-rich binding protein-like
Exons: 1
Coding region: 58-1137 (359 amino acids)
Source: RefSeq, a predicted model, not a curated record